AUGUCAGAUCUGAGGCAGAAAUUACCGAAGGCUAUAUUUGAAACCUGCUUCUCCGGUGAAGACACCAAGGUCUGCUGGAAGAAGCCCUUCCUCUCACCAGAGUGCCUCCAGGUGGUGCCGGCACUGAACUAUGCAGAGACAGAGGUGGAAAAGUGCCUCCCUUCACCAAGUGGGGAGCUACGUGGUUUACUAGAGCAGCAUAUCCAGAGCUACGCUUCCCUCAUCCACCCUGGGCUUACCAUCAGUCCAUCCAGGGAGGCCAGCAUCUUCCCAGAUCAGUUUGAUGUUCCCGACGCCCUCAAAUACCUCUACUCCGCCCCCAAGUGGACUGAGAUGGGAUGGAAACGUCUCAAAUCUUAUUUCCACCAGCCAGGCUCCUUUGAGCUGUCGGUGUCCAGAGCCACGGAGCUUCUGGUGGCAGGGCGAGAGGAGCGAGGAGAUGAGCCGGAUGAUGAUGUCUACUACUGUCUGUCAUCUCCAGAGGGGUCCCCCAUGAGUCCUGCUAGUCUGGGUGGCCCAGAGGAGCAGCAGUCAGGGGGAAAGGCCCCAGGAGACACAGCUGACACAGCAGCAGACUUUAGUAAAGCACUUGUAGUGUCAAUGAAGGACUUUGAGAAACCUGGUAAGACUAUGGAAGACAGUAAUGCAUCAGACAAAGCAGUAAAGGAAGGGAAUAACCUGCUUUCGAAGGAAGUGCAAGAAAGGUUGCCCUCGGAUCUUAGCAAGCCUCUAAUCCCUGCAGACGAUUUUGGGAAACCUGGCUUGAACAAGGCACACAGUAAUGCACCAGGGAUAACUUUGCCUCCAAAAGAGGUGCAGGAGGAGCUUCACUCUGAUCUUUCUCAGCCUUCUGUGUCGGCAGAUGGCUCUGAAAAACCUGGGAAGACCAAGGCUGACUGUAAUGCACCAGGGGUAAGAACAGAGGAUGAAGGGACACGUUUGAUCCCAGAGGAGGUUGAAGUUGAUGUACAAGAAAAGGUGCAUUCUGAUCGUUUACAGCCUGCAGUCUCUGCAGAGGUCUUGGGGAAAGCUGACCUGGCAGCAUUGGUCAAGGCAGACUGCAACGCUCCAGAGGUAGGAGUAGCGAAUGAAGAGACUAACUUGUACCUGAAGGAGGUGCAAAAGGAUAUGCCCUCUGGUGUUUCACAGCCUCCAGUCUCUGCAGAGGUCUUGGGGAAAGCUGACCUGGCAGCAUUGGGCAAGGCAGACUGCAACGCUCCAGAGGUAGGAGUAGCGAAUGAAGAGACUAACUUGUACCUGAAGGAGGUGCAAAAGGAAAUGCCCUCUGGUGUUUCACAGCCUCCAGUCUCAGCAGGGGUCUUGAGGAAACCUAGUCCGGCCCUGGCGACCAAGCCCAAUAGCAAGGCACCAGCGGCAGGCGUAGAGGAUAAUGUGAGAACUUUGCCUCAGAAGGAGGUGCAAGAGGAGGUUCCCUCUGAUCUUUCCCAGCUUGAAGUGUCGGCAAAGGCUUUUGGGAUAGCCAGUAUGAGAGUGAUGAAAAAGGCCACAGAGGUGACAGAGGUUUCAACCUCACCUGCAUCAGGGUGGUUGCAUUAUCGCUCACCAGCUUCUUUAGAAAGUGAGAAAGUAGCUAUAUCCUCCCAACUAGUGACACUUGACCCGGAUGACAGCCGUGUUGUCAGUAGGGGUAGCACCUGCGAAUGUGCCAGCACUGUAUCAUGCCCACCUGCAGAUUCUCUGACCUUAUUGGUUAAUUUGGCUCGCAGUACCAGUAAUGACAAAGUACUGGAACAACAGUCAGACCCAAAGGCUCUUGAGAAACAAGAUGACCACCCAAGUUUGGUGAUAAGUGACAACAGUGUCAAAGAUGGCAUCUCUCCUCAUGAUCCAGAUGGUUCAAUCCUUCAAGUCCCAAUUUCGGAGGGACUUCAGCAGCAUCGCAAGGAUAUCUUUGCUGACGGAUCUCAAACACUACGGGCCUUCCUGUGUCAGCAGAAGGACCAGAACAGGAAGGAACCCGGAUUGGCUCCGGAAUCCCUGAGCAAAGGAAUCGGGUGCAAGCAGAAGUUCCAUCGCUUCCGGCGGUUCAUUGAAAAAGAUGGCUCAGUUCAAGUGACAAGGCUGUGGAAGGAAAACUACAACUUUAAUUCAGACAGCAAGUUUACCAACGACCCUAAGGAUAAAACAGUUAUUAGAGCCCUACAUGGCCCAUGGGAUUUUGACAUUAAGGACACAAAGGAACAGGUUCAGCUCAUUAUCCACAUGUGGAUAGGUCUUUUCUACAGCAGGUCCACUGCGAGGUUCUGCCAGGCAGACUCAACUCUAACAUGUUUGGAAAAAAAGGAUUCUACAGAAGUGGCUCAUGGAACGGUACCAGCCCAGGUUCCACCUGAGACCAAGACAAGUUCCCCUGCUUAUAUAGCCCUCUCCAGGAUACCAGAACCUGAAGUUUUGGACCUUAGUAACAUGGGUAAAAAAGAAGCACAACCAUUAAGCCUGGAAGCUGAGGUAUUGGACCUUUCAAUGAAAACAACCUCAACUGUGCUAGUCUCUCUAGACACAGAGUCUAAGCAGAGAAUAGAUUGUAAAAAUCAUCCAUUAUACCGAAAAGCAACUGGCCUGCACAAGGAAACCAUCUCUUGUCCGAAACGAAGUACAGGUGUUGAGUUAAAGGUUUACAGAGACCGUGUGGACAGCAUGAUGUCAGAAAAAUCAAGUGACCUGGGUGAUGAUGAAGACUAUGAAACCAACAACCAUGAGAAUGACAGCAAGGGUACCCUCCAAAAUGGUGUGUCCCCUUACGAAAGAACUUUGGAAAGUGAUCAAUCGUACAUACUUCUGUGUGAACAGGCAGCAAGUGUGUACAUUCAUCAAGAAAAGCUCCUGGAGACUGAAACUGCUCAGGCUUUGGAGGGCAACAACAAAAAGCUUGUCCAAAAGGAGGAGGAGAAGACGGGUGAUGGAGAACCAAAUGCAGCGUGUCUUAAAACCAUGGGCUCUAAAGAUGUCAAUAAGGAGCAACAACUUAAAGAUAACGAUUCAGUCAAAACAAUGCCAUACACAGAAGUGCAGAUGGAUGGUGAUGCUGCCAAUAUGGCUGACACAGUUGAGAGUAAUGCAAAUGAAGCCAGAGAUGGGGCUCACGUUGUCAUCUGGGAUGGCAGUGAGUCAAAAGAGGAGAUGCACAAAGUAGAUCACAACGUGAAGGAUUCUGUUGAAGCUGCAAAACCAGAAGCGGUGCAUGCUGGGAAAGAUACCACAAACAAGGAAAUCACUAAAGCACAAACUGCUGUGCAUGUUGGGAAGGAUUUCAUUGAUAAAGAUAAGGCACUCAAAGCAGUGCACAGUGAAAAUGUUCCCAGAGAUUAUGGAAACACCAAAGACCAGGUGCAAACUGCAAUGCAGGAUGGGAAUGAUACUAGAGAUGAGACCCUACCAGCGAUGAUUUGUGGAGAAGAUUCAGGAGAUAAAGCACCACCUGUGGUGUGUGAUGGGAAUACGUCUGUGGCUGAGGCACUACCAGAGAUAUCACAUACUGACAUUGAUUCCCAUAAAGCAACACUGUCAGUGGUGCAUGGUGGAAAUGAUCCGAGAGAUACGACACUACCUGUGAAAUGUAAUGGCAAGCUGUACAUAGACGUAGAACCCACUGUAGUGCAUGAUAUAAAUGGUUCCACGGAUGAGGAACUACCAAUGGGGCAGGGUGGGGAUGUUUCUGCUGGGACUAGCAGAGUACUGCCAGAAAUGCAUGGUGAGAUUAAAUGUAAAGAUGAUGAACUGCCCACGCAAGUAUUUCCAGUAUGCGAUGGGAAUAUGCCUUUUGUAGGCGAGUUUCACACACUCAUUCAGCCCAAUAAUGUUUUAGGAGUGGCUAAACAUGAAAUAGAUGAGGCUGAUGUAGAAACUAAAGAACAGGAAAAAGAAUUGAUGCAGGGUCAGAGUAAAUCUGAUGAUGUCACAACUCAAAGCUCCACAACAUUCCCGCCAGGGUCCCAACAUUCUCAAGACGAGACAUCAGAAAGACUGACAGGUCAGGUGGAAAUACCACCGAUUCCCAGGGAAGACAUCGCACACACAGAUGUUCUACAUUCAAUAGGUGAGGCAUCAGAGAUGGCGCAAGGUCAGGUAGAAAUUCCAUUUAUUGGAGUAGAAAUACCAUUCAUUGGAGUAGAGAAGGAUAGCCAGGAUAUUAAUCACACAGAGGUGCAUGAUACUCACCCAAGUCAGAAAGAGACACUGAUCACAGUCUGUGAUAGUGCUAAUGUGUUAUCAGCUGAAAUGCUAGCAAAAAUAGUUUCAAAGGGAACAGAAUCAGUCAGUCGAUGCCCAACUGUGGAUGAGGUGCUGUAUGGUUACAUCCCCAUUCCUGACAUCUGCAGCGCCUCCUUGGCCAUCUGCGAUGCCGAUGGGGUCAGCAAACCCCUCAGCACUGGGGAAGGUUACAGCAGAUGCCCAACUCCUACAGAAUGCGAGCCACCUUUCGUUCCAGGAUUUUCUUAUAUCCAUCACACACCAAACACUGUUUUGUUGCCCAAUGCGAAAGACACCAACAGUCCCAACCUCGAUAGUGGUCUUGCGCUCAUUGAAAAUGAAAAGGAUCAUCAUGAACCAAGUCUUAGUCUCUAUAAAGCUAGGGCUGCUACUGGGUUGCACAAGCUGCAUAAAUCCAGCAACAAUAACAAACCAAAUAAUCUGGAAGCCAUUGAUAAUCAGUUCUCUCAAAUAUUGGCUGAUCCUCGCAAGAACCCAAUCGCCACUAGCACACCUCUCAACACUCCCUCAUCUUCUUUAAAGGAAAGAAGCGAUUACGAUCCAUAUUCAAAUAUGCGACUUGCCGCUGUUGAACCAGACCUGCAUGCUCAUUCAAGUCGCCAUUCGCUGCAUAGUUUAUCUUACUCCUUUCCCAACACCCACUGUUCCUUAACAGAGAAAGCUGCCUUCUCUGUGCCAUCAAUCCACCCGGAAGUCCUGUCCAAUGAAACAACAUUAACUGGGAACUUUAGUGAAAUCGCCUUAGAAAGAGAGACUUGUUUGCAUCCUGCCUUAAGUGAGCUCAUCCUACAGUCCACCCGUCUGAGUAUUCCAGCGGGCAGUGGACCUACAGCAGCUUCUCAGAACCUUUCAGUGCACAGUUUUACUCAGCCCCAGCCAAACAGCCAGCAACCUGCCAUGAUUGUGAAUCUCUCCAAGAGUGAGGACAGCAGAGGACAGUACAACUGGGAAGAAGGACCAACAGAUAUUGAUCCUAUGUCUUCAGAUGUCCUAAAAAGCAAACAAACCGAUACCCCUGUCCGCUCAAACACUAAUGCUCACCCUUAUAACACAGAGUAUGCCAGAGAGAUGAGACAGAUUGCAGUUUUGCAAGAUUAUGAGGAUGUUAUGGCUGAUGAGGAUGUUAUGGGUGAAAAUGAGGCGCCUUCUGUAGAUAAAGACAAAAUUGAAUCCAGUUUAGAGACCAAUUGGAUAUCAGAUGACAAACAUUUAAGAAGUAAAUUCCGGUUGAAUAAAACAAGACUUGACUUCAUCAACUCUUUACGCCAGUCUCAGGAAUGGGAGCAAAGGGAAUUUGAUGGGGUUUUGGACUUCAGCAAGCAAGGCAUUUCCUCGUCGGUCACCUUCCAGUCUGAAGAAUCAGACAAAAUACUUUCCCGUAUGGAAGAGAACCAACAGGAGUGGUUAAAGUAUUGUAGGGCUACGAGGAGUGGCAGCCAGAUGGAUAUGACCAAGGAAGAAGACUCCUCAGUGGCAAAGCCACGCUUAGUUACCGUUUUGGAUCACAAAGGAAACAGAAUCACCUAUGAAAACUAUCCCGUUUUGAAACCUACAGCAAGCAUGCACACACGGACUGUUCCUGACUCAAACAGACAGGGCUUGAGCAGUUUUCUGGAGUUCUCCAAGAGGUGGGAUGAUACACAUAACGCUGAUGAAUCUGAUCUUACACAGUCAUCUAUGGAUCUGGAGACCCUCAUCUUCUCAGAGAGAAUGAACCAGAUGCUAAAACGUAAGAGUAGUAGCAGCAGCAGGUACAUCCGAUCGAGACACCGCAGGUCAAACGUAGAAGAAAGAGCUUCCACCAGUAGCCCGGCUGUGACAGUGCACUUUUCCAGUCUACAGGAGGAUCAGGACGGCUCCGAGGAGCACUGGGAGGCGAUACCGUCACUUGCAGCACAAAAGAUCAGAGUGGAGAUGCCUGAAAGGAUGGCUAUGCCUGAAGAAACAGAUGGAGAACCUCAGCAUCUUAAGAAAUUGUCCUGUACAAAGGGCAGUGAGAUGACGCAUGUAAAAGUUUCAGAUCUGGUUGUGGAUAGUUUCAAGGCGUACCAUGCUAUGAUGACCGAGGUCUGCGCAGGCAAAAAAUACCCAUCCAGAACUGAGAGACUCAAGAGGGAAGAAGCAAAGAGAAACAGUUCGCCAAAGUGUCGAGCUCCAAGCAAAGACUUCUGUGGGCAGAUGAAGGAGGACAUGUAUGACAGCCUGCAUGAUAAUCUGAACUCUGUUGUGAGACAGUCAUGUAAGAACAAAUUCAGGUUCUACAUACUGGUGACAUCAUCUGACCCAUUCUUCAGAGAGACGAAGGAGCUGUUAGAAGCAGAGGGCCACAUUGCGGUAGAACAGUCUCAAUUCUGCCUUGGAAAGGAAAGUCCAUCGUGCCCUCUACACAUCAUCUUAAGGAACGAAGAUAUUGCUGAACACAUUUGUGAGGUCCCUCACUUGCUUGAGUUAAAGAAGUCUCAGAAUGUGUUGUUUGCUGGUAUUGACCGUCCUGAUGACAUCGUGAACCUGACCCACCAAGAACUCUUCGGCAAAGGCGGUUUUGUGGUGUUUGAGGGAGCAGCUCUGCACACACUCAGUCUCAGCAACAUGAAGAAAAUGUCUGGUUUCCUGGAGGGACUGAGUAAAAAAGGGAAGUGGAAAUGGCUGUUGCACUACAGAGACAGCCGGAAACUGAAAGAGAACGCACGGUCUAGUGUGGAAGCACAGGGCAAAAAAAUCUUCAUGGAUGUCUGCCAGGAGGCUGGAAUGGUGGAGGUCUUACCCUACCAUGAAUGUGAUGUCAUUUCAAGGGAACGACCCAACUACCUCCACUGUCUAGUUCGCCUACAGGUCCAGAAUGUAUCGGCUCGUUUACCUGUAUUUAUAACUGACACAACGGCAGACAAAGCGUUUGCAAAACAUGGGAUCUUCACAAUGAAUAUUAACUCUUUCCUGCUGAUUUCUCAGAGUGACACAUGCACUAUUUCUUAAGCUGAUGGGGAAGCUGUCCACAGAAGUCCUCAGUACAUCAAAAUGCAAUAACAUUAUAUUUAUAAAGCCCUUUUUUUAGUUGUAACAAAGUUGUCAAAGUGAUUUAAAUCAACCCGACCAAGAGGCCAAUGAGCAGCGGCAAAGAAAUACUCUAAGGAAACCUUCAAACCUCGAGAGGAACCACUCAGGAGGAGGCCCCUUUAAGAAAUAAACAUUUGUAUUCCAAAAUCUACUUUUUAGGGAAUUCUUGGGCGUUCUCUCAGAAGUUUAAUACAUACUGACGAUCUAACCCAGAUCUAAAUAAUUGUAGUGUAAUAAUACAAAAAAAGGCUAAAAACAUUUACUUAGAUCAACGUUUUGGUUCCUUUGUGUAAAUUGCCUUUAAUUUCAUGUAGAUAUAUUUAUUCGUAAUAUUUUUUUUAUAACAGGUAGAUUGUGUAUAGAUUAACAUCUGCUUCAGCAUUAUAUUUCUUCAAUUGUGUAUUUAUAUGUAUGUUUGUAAAGACAUUUAUUGUACUUUUGCGAUAUAAAGAAAUUGAAGUAGUG
This is a messenger RNA of Salvelinus namaycush (lake trout), 7752 nucleotides long. RefSeq lists its product as uncharacterized. The transcript is spliced from 11 exons. NCBI's taxonomy places the organism in Eukaryota, Metazoa, Chordata, Actinopteri, Salmoniformes, Salmonidae. The record is from RefSeq and is a predicted model, not a curated record. Gene Ontology annotation, biological process: negative regulation of gene expression, epigenetic. Bases 1 to 7206 code for a protein of 2401 amino acids. Gene Ontology annotation, cellular component: nucleoplasm.